CUCGUUCGACUUCCUACUUCAAAAGGUCAGUGUCAGGAACUAACGGGAGCUCCUCCUCGCUCGUUUCAUCCACGGUCCAGUCCCUUCCUCACUCGACGAUGGUGUUCAAGUACUUGACUUUCAUCCCCGACGAUAAUUACCUCAACACUCGGCCCGGCUCACCGCCGGCCUUCCCGCCUUCGUCGUCUGAGGCUUCUCCUCAAGCUUGCCAUGGUUGCAUCGGCGUCACCAGCAGGUUCGGCGAAUUGCACCGGUUCAGGGACGGAGGAGCUGUGGUGGAGAUGCCGCACCGGAACGGCUCGGCAGGAAAAGCGAGCCGUCGAAAUUCCAAGCGUUCUCCAGUCAACACGGUGAUUCGGAAGGAGGGGAAAGAGAAGAAAAAGAAAAAAAGAAUAAGAAAUGGCCCUUCUUCUUCUUAUCCUCCUCCUCAGUCUCCUCUCCAGUCUUCUGUGGCGUUUACUUUCCCUGAUGGAGAUUGUAGCCUUGAGCACUCCACCGUUUUGCAGCACAAAGGCCCUCUUGUCUCUUGUGAUAUUCCUCGAGCGCUACCCAUCAACAUCGACGAAAUUCCGAUGGCUGCUGUUUUUCCGGCGAUGUCGCUGGACAGGUCAUUGCCAAUCAUUCAGCCGAUUAGGACAACCGACUUCAACCAGAUAUUGUUCGAGGAGUUGAGAAUAACCAAAGAGGUAUUCUUUUCAGCUCAUUCAAUUGAGCCUUUGGUUGGCACUGUGGGCUCUGGCGCUCGAGCGCUGCUUGGCAAUGGAAACGAUGCCUCCCUUACAUCAGCAAGUGAGGUAGAUAGUUUCAGAGAUUGUGAUCGUGAGGAUGCAUGUGUUUCUGAGUCAUCUGAUUCGGGCGAGGUUGAGAGGAAUAUACAAAUGCGAUCUGCAGAUUCCACUCCUUGCCGCCCGUCCUCGAACAUUUUGUCCCAAAGGGAGGAGGAUUCUGAUAACGAGAUGCCCCAACACGUCAGGAUACCAUCUCCUGUCACUUUCAGAGAUCCGGACUCAGAUGAUAUUUGCGAUGAAGAAUCGGAUUUUGAUGAGGUCGACAGUUUCCCCGUGAAGCAGAAAGCUGAAAAUAAUGGAAAGAAAGGGUCAUGCUACCGCUGCUUUAAAGGGAACAGAUUCACAGAAAAAGAAGUUUGCCUUGUUUGCGGUGCAAAGUAUUGUCAGAAUUGUGUAUUCAGAGCUAUGGGAUCGAUGCCUGAAGGCAGAAAAUGCGUCACCUGCAUAGGCUUUAGGAUCGAUGAAAUAAAUCGAAGUAACCUGGGGAAAUGUUCUAGAAUGCUAAAGUGGCUCUUGCCAGAAUCAGAAAUUAAGCAAAUAAUGAGUUCUGAGGUAUUGUGCCCAGCAAAUGAAAUCCCUCCAAACCUUCUUUAUGUGAAUAAUAAGCGUCUUGAUCAUAAAGAGUUGCUUCUGCUGCGGGGCUGCCCAAAUCCUCCGAAAAAGCUAAGGCCGGGACACUACUGGUAUGAUAAAGUGGCUGGGUUUUGGGGUAAGGAGGGGCAGAAACCAUGCCAAAUAAUCAGUGUCCACUUAGAUGUUGGGGGUUACAUUAAACCAACUGCUAGCAACGGAAACACAGGCGUAUUAAUUAAUAACCGGGAAAUUACAAAAGAAGAGGUUUGGAUGCUCAAGUCAGCUGGAAUUCCAUGCGAAGGAAAACCUCAUUUUUGGGUGAGUGCAGAUGGAUGCUAUCAGGAAGAGGGGCAGAAGAAUGCUAAAGGCCGCAUAUGGGAGAAGACUAAGACAAAGCUAGUCUGCGCAAUCUUGUCUUUGCCAAUUCCUGCGGAUAAUGCAAAAUCUGGUGAAGAAAAGACCAAAGGCAGCAGUGGCCAGAAUGAUCUUUAUCACAAACUGCUUCUGGUCGGCUUUGAUAAAUCUGGCACAAGCACUAUAUUCAAGCAGGCCAAGAUUCUGUAUGGUGUCUCCUUUUCUGAAGAUGAGCGUCAAAAAAUCAAGUUAAUGAUCCAGAGCAAUCUGUACUGCUAUCUGGGCAUACUGCUCAAAGGACGUGAGAGAUUUCAAAAGGAAACUCUGAAGGGGAAGGGGAAAAGCCUGUUAAUUGACCAACCCAGUUCUUUGGGGCACAAACGGUUUGAAAGAGGAAGCUCGAGGGAGAAGGGAAAAGGACUGAUGAUUGAUGGAUGCCACUCUUCAGGGAUAAUGUAUUCGAAGGAAACUAAGUUGACCUAUUCCAUAGACUCAAAGCUUAAAGGAUUCUCGGAUUGGCUUCUCAAGGAAAUAGCAUCUGGUAAUUUAGAAGCCAUCGUUCUUUCUGCCAGUCGUGAAUACUCACCUCGUAUUGAGGAACUGUGGAAGGAUGAAGCCAUUCAAGCCACAUACAACCGAAGGAAUGAGUUAGAAAAGCUCCCUAGAGUAGCUACAUAUUUUCUGGAGCGGGCUGUUGAGAUUUCAAAAGAAGAGUAUGAGCCCUCUGAUAUGGAUAUUCUGUACACAGAGGGAAUUGCCUCUUCUAACGGUCUUGCGAGCAUGGAAUUUUCAUUUCCCAUGUCAGCAAAAUCAGAUGGAUACACAGACUCUAUUGAUCAGCACUACAGCAUGAUGAGGUACCAACUCAUCAGGGUGCAUCCUAGAAGCCUAGGGAAAAACUGCAAGUGGUUGGAGACUUUCGAAGAUGUUAAUAUCGUCUUGUUCUGCAUCUCAUUGACAGACUACGAUGAGUUCUAUGAGGAUAAUAAAGGAUUACUGAUAAACAAGAUGAUGGCAAGCAAACAACUUUUUGAAAGUGUCGUCACUCAUCCGACCUUAUAUGAAAAGGACUUCCUUCUGAUUAUGAACAAGUUCGAUCUGCUCGAAGAAAAGAUUGAACAGUCUCCUUUAACUCAAUGUGAAUGGUUUUGUGAUUUCCAUCCAGUGAUCGACUCUAACUGCAAUAUUGAGACUUAUGUUCAUCCGGCUCCUUUGUUGGCAGAGCUUGCGUCUCACUACAUUGCAGUGAAGUUCAAAUGGCUCUUCCAUUCGCUUACUGAACGCAAGCUGUAUGUUUCCCUAGUUACAGGACUUGAGCAGGAUAGUGUGGAUAAAUCUCUUAAAUAUGCGAGGGAGAUUAUGAAUUGGGACGAAGAAGAUAUCACUUUCAUCGAUGAGGAAUCUUUUUUGAGUUUGGAGGCAAGCACCUCUUAGUUUUUAUUUUAUUUUAUUCUUUUUCACUCUCCCAAUUGGCGACCAUCUGGUUAUGCCUAAUGAAGAAGACGUGGCUCCAUAAACUCUUGUCAAUAUAUACUGGCAAUUAGGUGGAUCAUAUGAAGUGAAAUAGCUUCGAUUUUUAAUUCCUUCUUAUGAUGCAUUCAGAAGACGUACUCAUGUGAAUGCAGAAUGAAAUGCGUCUCUUAUUGUGAACUGUUCUGUGAAUGGAUAAAUGAACGAACUAUUCUGGCCA
Messenger RNA from Eucalyptus grandis, 3405 nucleotides. RefSeq names its product extra-large guanine nucleotide-binding protein 1. Gene Ontology annotation, cellular component: heterotrimeric G-protein complex. Lineage: Eukaryota; Viridiplantae; Streptophyta; Magnoliopsida; Myrtales; Myrtaceae. The transcript is spliced from 11 exons. The record is from RefSeq and is a predicted model, not a curated record. Gene Ontology annotation, biological process: adenylate cyclase-modulating G protein-coupled receptor signaling pathway. The coding region runs from base 99 to 3149 and encodes 1016 amino acids. Gene Ontology annotation, molecular function: G-protein beta/gamma-subunit complex binding; guanyl nucleotide binding; GTPase activity.